Molecule: messenger RNA, 1086 nt
Organism: Drosophila erecta
Lineage: Eukaryota; Metazoa; Arthropoda; Insecta; Diptera; Drosophilidae
Product: protein late bloomer
Exons: 5
Coding region: 158-814 (218 amino acids)
Cellular component (GO): membrane
Source: RefSeq, a predicted model, not a curated record
UCAGUCGCACGUCAACCUCUACGGCAAUAGGGCUGGCGGAGUUCAUUGGGUGUUCGCUUUUCCGGUGGUCGUCGCAUCGGGUCAACUGCGCAGCGGAGAACAGGUGCGGCAGCAAGGAUAACGCAGUGGUUAAUUAUAGGGAUUAUUGAUUGGCAACAUGGCCUGCCGCACGUCGUUCCUGAAAGCCGUUCUUAUCGCUCUCAAUGUGCUGCUAUCGCUGAUUGGAGUGACUUUGAUUGCUCUGUCCGUGUACGAGCUGAACAGCUCCACGCCGGGCACCUUCGAGCACAUCGCCAUCGUGGUGCAGAUCUUCGUGGGCACCUUCGUGGUGCUGACCUCGUUCCUGGGCUGCUUUGCCUCGGCUCGGGUCUCCCUGGGCCUGGUUUGGAGCUAUGUGAUCUGCCUGCUGAUUUUGCUGUGCCUGCAGAUUUACAUAAUCGCCGCAGCCCACUCUACGGACUACGUAGAGCGCUCCAGGAAGGACUUCCUGGCCAGCUGGGCUGAUCAAAGGGACAGUGUGGAGCGGAUAGCGCUCCUCGAGCAAAGGUACUCCUGCUGCGGCCAAUCGGGCGCCCGUGACUAUGUCCUGAUGGGCCGGGGAAUACCCCUGAGCUGCUACAGGGCGCAGGAGCGGCGCGAGAACAGCCUCUUCGCCGCGGGCUGCCUGCAGGCUGUGCAGGCUCAUGCCACCGACAACGUGACCAUCGGGCUCAUCAUCAAGUGGCUGCUGCUGCUGGUGGAGUUCGCCGCCCUGGGAGCCGCCACGCACUUGGGCAUCACGGUGCGCAAUAAAUUACGGCGCGAAAGAUUCUAACAGGUCUCUUGGAAGCGCAUAAUUCGAUAUCUAUGGAUGUUUAUAGCAGUUUAGGAUGAUCUGGAGGCAACAGAAGCGUAGAAUAAAAAACAAACCAGAGUCAUAAUAUUCAAUAAGUGUUGUUUGUGCCCACUAUGCGGAAUUUCGGCGGGCCUGCUAGUGGAUGUAUGUUGCCCAUAAAGAUGCGUAUAAAUAUAUACGAUCCAUCGGGUGCACUCAAAGAAAAUCUACUACAUUUUAGAAGUAUACCUUUUUAAUAAACAGAAACAUAA